Messenger RNA from Raphanus sativus (radish), 1446 nucleotides. RefSeq lists its product as uncharacterized. The coding region runs from base 1 to 1446 and encodes 481 amino acids. The record is from RefSeq and is a predicted model, not a curated record. The transcript has 6 exons. NCBI's taxonomy places the organism in Eukaryota, Viridiplantae, Streptophyta, Magnoliopsida, Brassicales, Brassicaceae.
AUGACUACAGCUGACUACAGGAAUGAGAUUUCCGGAUUCAAGCAGAAGAACUUGGAAGGAUUCAGUGAAGCAUGGGAAAGGUUCAAUGGCUACCUAGCUCAAUGCCCACACCAUGGUUUCAACAAGGGAAGCUUGCUUAGCACAUUCUACAGAGGGGCCUUACCUGAGUACAGAGCAAGAUUGGAUACUGCAAGUAAUGGGAACUUCUUGGACAGAACAGAAGAAGAGGCAGGGAAACUUGUUGAAAACAUGGUCAAGAGUGAUGCUGUCUACAGUGGGGAUCAUGACAGAGCUGAUAGGUCCGCAGACAAGCAAACAAGAAAAGAGAUAAAAGCUUUGCAAGACAAGAUUGACAUCCUCAUUGCUGAUAAAGCUUCUCAAGCUCAGAUGAACUUUGUUGGUAAUCCACAGCAAGAGAUACCAGCUGCUGUCAAUGAGUACAACAACUAUCAGCAGAGACCUUAUUCUAACAACCAGCAGAAUGGAUACCAGCCUAGGAACAACCACCAAGGUGGCUAUCAGCAAAAGCAAAACCCUCCUCCUGGUUUUUCCAACCAAGGGCAGCCCUCUUCUCAACAGCAGCCUGCUCCAUCUAGCUCUACACCCCAAGAGAGCAGCACUGAUGCACUCCUGAAAAAAAUCUUGGAGUCACAGACUAGAAGUGAGAAGCAUGUUAGUUAUGAGCUGAAAAACCUUCACAACAAGAUUGAUGGGAGCUACAAUGAUCUCAACAACAAGUUCAGAGCUUUGGAGAACCAAUUUGCUUCCAUGAACACUCAGCAAAAUCGCCAACAAGGCUCCCUACCUGGAAAACCUGAGCAGAAUCCCAAGGAUGCCAAAGCUAUCACACUUAGGAGUGGUGAGGGGGUGGCCAUCAACAUAGAUGAUGAGGUGGUUAUUGUUGAUGAGAAGACUAAUGAUGAGGAGAAGAAGACUGUAAAGGAUGGUGAAGUUGUUCCUCCAGCAAAGGAGAAUGCUUUUGUCCCUCCUCCUUAUGAACCCAAACUUCCAUUCCCUGGUAGGUUCAAGAAGCAGUUGCUGGAGAAGUACAAAGCUCUUUUUGAAAAGCAGAUGAGUGAGGUUCAGAUCACAAUGCCAAUCAUUGAUGCUUUCAUGCUGGUUCCUCAAUACAGCAAGUUCCUGAAAGAUGUCGUGGCAUCAAAGAAGAAAGAGAUGGAAGGUAUGAUGAUUCUCACUCAUGAGUGCAAUGCCAUAAUUCAGAGGCUUGAUGUUCCAAAAAAGCUAGAGGAUCCAGGAUGCUUCACACUUCCUUGUACUCUUGGACCUAUGAUGUUUGAGAAGUGUCUCUGUGAUUUGGGAGCUAGUUACAAGAAGUGUAGACUUUCUCUGGUGUUAGCUGAUCGUUCGGUGAAGUACCCUGUUGGUAUCUUAGAGGACCUUCCAGUGAUGGUAGGAAACUGUGAGAUCCCUACAGACUGUUGGUAA